AUGUCGUCAACAACUAUGACUACUAUUCAAGAUCAACUUAUUCUAUUUGGAUAUCCAACUUGGAUGAUUUUGGGAAAUAUUGGUAAUAUAUUUAUUAUUAUGAUCUUUAUGCGAUAUCGUUAUAAUGCAUGUUCAACCUAUAUUUUAAAUUUAGCUAUAAUGGAUAAUCUUUAUUUAACAUUUCUAAGUCUUACUCAAAUAAUUCCUUUUUCAUAUAAAAAUAUAACAAUAUAUGCAUUAGCGUAUUGUAAAAUACGUUUCUACUUAACAAAUAUUUUCGGUCAAGUAGCGAAAACCAUGCUUGUAUUGUCAUGUAUUGAUCGUUUUAUGAUUACAAGCGAUCGUGCUAGUCUUCGAAGAUUUAGUACUUAUAAACGAGCAAAAUUUCUUAUCUUUUCUUCGAUUAUUUGUUGGUUACUUAUUUGUAUUCAUGUUCCAAUAAUGAUCACAAUUGUCGAUGGACAAUGUGGCAUGUUUGGCGUUUAUGCAACAAUUUAUAAUGUUUAUACUAUAAUAUUUUUUAGUUUAAUUCCAUCUAUCAUGAUAGGUAUAUUUGGCUACUUAACAUAUCGUAAUAUGAGACAUAUACGUAAUCGUAUUCAGCCAAGUGAACAUAAUGUAAAUAAUGUUAUUAAACGAAGAGAUCGAGAAUUAAUGGUUAUUAUCAUAUCUGAAGCAUUUGUUUAUGUUGUUACCGCAAUGCCUUAUACACUAGUUAUGAUAGAAAUGAUUACUAGUCGAUAUGCAUUACCUAAUAAAAGUUUUCAAUAUUUACAAAUUGAACUUUUCAUAUUUAAUAUUUCAUUUUUAUUAUUAUUCUUAAAUAAUGCUGCACCAUUCUAUAUUUAUUUAAUUACAUCAAAAUCAUUUCGUCGAGAUUUUAAACAAUUAAUUUUCAAUUUUUAUCAGAAAAUAGUAAAACAACCAACCGUACCAGUUGCUUUCAUAACAAAUCAAUCGUUAGCACAACGAGACACUCGUGUCUAA
Molecule: messenger RNA, 987 nt
Organism: Adineta steineri
Lineage: Eukaryota; Metazoa; Rotifera; Eurotatoria; Adinetida; Adinetidae
Source: the annotation of a GenBank genome assembly